Messenger RNA from Nerophis lumbriciformis (worm pipefish), 1174 nucleotides. RefSeq names its product NADH:ubiquinone oxidoreductase complex assembly factor 5 (gene ndufaf5). Gene Ontology annotation, molecular function: S-adenosylmethionine-dependent methyltransferase activity. Gene Ontology annotation, biological process: mitochondrial respiratory chain complex I assembly. NCBI's taxonomy places the organism in Eukaryota, Metazoa, Chordata, Actinopteri, Syngnathiformes, Syngnathidae. Gene Ontology annotation, cellular component: mitochondrion. The record is from RefSeq and is a predicted model, not a curated record.
GCGAGGUCCCUGCACGUGUUUUCCCAGCAUGCAACGCUUCCCAGGCUCCUGUUGACUACGGAAAGAGAAAAGCCGGAACCGGAAGUAAUCCAAGGUUCUGAACGUCCGCUACCAAGAAAGUUCUGCGUCAUGAGUGGCGGCUGGUGCGGGAUGCUCCUGCGGGCUCCAGCCUCCCGGUGCUGGAGGCUCCCCGAAGCCCGCAGGAGUCUAUCGCGGUCCGCAGGCGGCACCGCGAACGUGUUCGACCGAACCAUGAAGAAGAGGCAGAAGGACUGGGCGGCGUCAACGCCGGACAGCCGGAAGUACGAUUACCUGCGAGAGGAGGUCGGCAGUGGCGUGGCUGACCGCGUGUACGACGUUGCCAGGACGUUUCCCGUGGCGUUAGAACUCGGCGCCGGCCGAGGUCACAUUGCUCAACAUUUAAAUAAGGAGGCCGUGGAGCGUUUGUUCCUGACAGACAUCUCAGACGCCGUCUUGCGACAGGCCAGUGGCGGCGAGAUGGCGACGCACGUGGUCAUGGCCGACGAAGAGUUUCUUCCUUUCAAGGAGAACACGUUUGACCUGGUGCUGAGCAGCUUGAGUCUGCACUGGAUCAACGACCUGCCGGGAGCGCUCAGACAGAUCCUCCACGUCCUCAAGCCAGACGGCGUCUUCAUCGGCGCCAUGGUGGGCGGGGAAACGCUCUACCAGCUGCGCUGCUCCCUCCAGCUGGCCGAGACCGAGAGGGAGGGGGGCUUCUCACCCCACAUCUCCCCCUACACGGCCGUCACCGACCUGGGCAACCUGCUGGGGCAGGCAGGCUUCAACAUGCUCACUGUGGACAUCGAUGAGGUCCAGGUCCACUAUCCAAGCAUCAUGGAGGUCAUGAUGGACCUGCAAGGGAUGGGUGAGAGCAACUGUGCCUGGAACAGAAGAGCCAUGUUGCAUCGAGACACCAUAUUGGCCGCAGCAGCUGUUUACAAAGAGAUGUACGGGAAGGAGGACGGCUCCAUCCCCGCCACCUUUGACGUCCUCUACAUGAUUGGCUGGAAGCCUCACGAGUCUCAGGCCAAAGCAGCCAAACGAGGCUCGGCGAGCGUGUCCUUUGCAGAUUUAUCUCAAAUCCACAAGGAUCCCAGCAGGAAAUGAUGGGCUGUAUUUCAAAUAUUUGUAAUUAAAAUAUUCAACAUUGUCA